Messenger RNA from Letharia lupina, 3549 nucleotides. RefSeq lists its product as uncharacterized. NCBI's taxonomy places the organism in Eukaryota, Fungi, Ascomycota, Lecanoromycetes, Lecanorales, Parmeliaceae. Bases 1 to 3549 code for a protein of 1182 amino acids. The record is from RefSeq and is a predicted model, not a curated record. The transcript has 3 exons. Gene Ontology annotation, molecular function: helicase activity.
AUGGAGGAGACCUGGUUGCAAGGCCUGGCUGACGAUGUCAAGGAUGGGUUGAAAAAGCUACUCCUUGGUAUCGGACCCCACAUGAUGACCAUAUGGCUCUUAGCCUACCCCAACGUGGAGACCGCCCGCAAGGACUGGAUCGUGCCUUUGAUGAGUUCGGUCUUCUCCGGAUAUCCUGCUUUCUGGCAGUAUAAGGCACCAGAGAACAAGGUGGGCCUUACAAUCGAAGAUCUUGAGCCGAUCAACACUUUCCAGAAGGCAAUGUACGUCCAAUACCGCGCGAACCGCAACGACAACGGCCAGGUAAGGAAGCUGGAGGACGGACGGGUUGAAGAAGACAAGACCCAGAUCAGAGGAUACCACAACUUCGAGAAACAGCUCAGCUGGGACACAGCUUUCGAGUUCGGGGUUUUCAACACAGUUCCGGUCAUUCGAGAUGUGCAGUUUGAGAAGGGUCAGGUGGCUCACCUCGUCCUUGGAACACAUCUCGUCCAUUUCGAGGGCCUUCCCAAGGUACCAGUCACAGGUUUCAAGGGCCUUUACACCAUGAAACAGCUCGAAAGGGGGGUCAGAGGCUUCGUCCGACAGGCAACAGAUGGUCCGGUGCCCACUCACGGUGCGAAAAUCCGGGCCGAAUUGGACAACGCAAACCCCCAAACCGGGAAACCACACAUGCCUUCCACAGACAAAAGAACCAUCUGGAAGGGAACCGUCCUGAAGGACAUGCAGGUUCCAUGCAAAGAUACCGGUACAGAUUUCUGCGUCUGGUUUCAGAUGCCUCUUGUAGGCCGGACUCCUCGCAUCCACAAGACCGCCAACGAAAGACUUGAGAACCACAAGCUUGUGCGGAUGCACAUCGAGGUCGUCAUCGACGAAACAUCUGCCCAGCGAGAGAUAGAUGGGAUGCAGAAACUCGCAGAUGAGACUUUCAAUGCUGGAACGCUGGCUCCCGCCCGCAUCGCCCUCAUGUCGAACCCCUCGAAGAUGACGCAUACCACAAGCGAUCUGACGGAGAGGAAUCCUGAGAUGUGGAGACAAUGGGAGGCUUACUGCAGCCAAAAAUAUGCAGACAACCCAGCCCAGUUGGAAAUCGUCACUUCUUUGAAGGAGGUCAAGAACAAGAUGACGGCGAUCAUAGGCCCUCCAGGCACAGGCAAGACUACGGUUCUUGCAGACAUCACGAACGGGGCCGUGCUGUGCGGUCAUACUGUCCUGGUGUGCGCGGUAAGUAACAACGCCGUCGACAAGGCCGCCAACUCUUGCUGGGAGAAAUUCCCAAUAGAACACCGUCACAGGUAUGAAUUCCUUCGGUACGAGACGGCAUCAGCCGAGCUGCAGGCAUACGUAACUCGAGCGGAUAUCAGAAACCCUGUCGUGCGGGAUCCAAAUGCUCGUCUAACUUACAAGGCGUCAACUAUGCUAGAGGAUGACGACCUGAUAGCGCAGACAAUGGCCGAAGCCGCCGCAUUACAGGGUGAGCAUAACAAGCAACUCUUUGCCCUGAUCCGGGUUUGUGACGAUCUUUCGCAAGCACUUCAAGAGAAGCGGGAAAUGGAUAGCCGGAAGAAAUCCAACGUUCCGGCUCCAAUGACGCUUCCCAAUCGUUGCUUCGAGUUGACCCUCCAGGACCAGUAUCGGGCGGACGCGGACUUCCACGCAGAGCUCGCGGCAUAUAGGGCCGACAAGCUUGACGCUGCCGCAAUCCUACACAAGCGUCAGACAAGUGACUACCACACCGACGCAGAGCUUGCAGCGCUGGGUGAAGACGCGCUUGAUGAAGCGGAGAUCACGGCACGUCUGGAUGAUCAGAGGAUCCCAAGCAUCGACCAGCGCGACAAGUCUCUCGAGUACCGGAAUUCCCUUGACGCGUAUGUCUUGGCCAAUGGCGACGUGUCAAUAAAGGCGAAGGAGCAUUUCCAAACUCUGCGGGUUCGAGUCGUCCUUCGAGUCUUUGCAGACACCCAGGCCCUCUUCACGACCUGCAACAACGCCGGUUCCGAGUUGAUGGUGCUUGGAUUCAACCCAACUCUCAUCGAAAUCGAAGAAUCAGGGCAGCUCACCAUGGCUGCGCUCGCGAACGUCUUGACGAGCUUCAGCAACUGGCUAGCAGCAAUCAUCUUCGGAGACACCAGACAGCUCAAACCUUUCGGCCAGUCCGGCAGAGCAAACGAGUUUAGAGAGAACGCUACGCUCUCGGUCCUCGCUCUCCUUGAAGAGAAAAAAUAUCCGAUCCUCCGACUGGUGUUCCAGUAUCGGAUGGCUCCCGCAAUCUCCAGAUGGGUAUCGGAAUUCUUUUACAAGGGAUUGUUGAAGAAUCAGAAAAUCGAUGGACCAAACGGGGACGGUUCCGAAUACUGGAUGAUCAACGUCGCCAACGGGAUCUCGCGGGUGCAGGUCAACAGCACCUCGUUGCAAAAUUAUGCCAACGCCGAUAGGAUAGGCACUCUCGUGGAUCAAACUUUGGCCAUGGGGGUGCCCGCGUCUAAGAUAACGGUGCUGGUGUACUACACAGGGCAGCUCUCCCUGGUAAGCCACAAGAUCCAAGCGACGGCGGAGGCGAACGGAAGGAACUGGGACCUCAGCGCAGGAAAUCAAAUCUCCUCCGUCGAUUCCUUUCAAGGCGAGGAGAACGAGUUCGUUUUCGUCGAUCUCGUCGUCGCUCACCAACGGCCGGAGAAGACAUCAGACGCGGUCAAGGACGAGGAGAGCGAAGACGACGAUGGCUCCGAGGGGUUCAGACGCUCCGGGAGGGUUACCGCCCACGUCAAGAGCGGCAACCGACUUUGCUGUGCACUUACGCGCGGUAGAAGCUGCGUCGUUGUUGUCUGUCAAUUGGCCGCUCUUCUAAGUACGGUCAAGGCCAAACAGAAGAAGGGUCAAGCCGCCGUCAGCGCCAUGGCGAGAGACUUCGAGGAACGCAAAUUAGUAUACAACGACUAUACUAGUCUAGACACCAGCCCGAUUGGCCAAGCGCAGCGUGCUACCUGGACCGAGGCCAGACUUGCGGUUGAGUUGAAGAGGCAGAAGGCGGAGAGUCUUGACUUCCUCAACACUCAGUACAAAAAGGUCAAGAAGGCCCGGUACAACGAGGAGUUCCAAGACACAGCCCCCCAGGGUAUACCGCACCGCUUCUCGGAGGACCACUCGCCCAAACCUGUCUGGAGACGCCGCCGAAGCCGCGGUAAUCUUCAACGAGCAAGACUGGAGACAAUACAGUUAUCUAAACAGACUUCAAACUGGACCGACCACGACCUACAGGAUCCAAAGCAACGAUCCGCCCUUGUCACCGAGGCGGGCGCGGUCCCUGUCAAUGUGGCUGGUCAGACCCAGCGUACGGCGAAGGUUGGGAAGAAGGCGGCAAAGGACGCAGCUCGGAAGAAGGCUGCUGAGGAGGCUCAGGGUGGAAAGUCCAAAUGGAAGGGCAAGGGGAAGGAGAAGGAUGUGCCGGUGGAUGUCGGCAAAGGCAAAGGCAAAGGCAAAGGCAAAGGAUGUGCCGGUGGAAGUCGGGAAAGUGGAGCCUACGGCGAUAAACGAGAGUUAGUUCUUUAG